AUGUUUUCUAAACAAAUUAAAAUUUAUUUAUUAUUUUCUAUACAAAAAUUUAAAUUAUUAAUUUCAUCAUUUUUCUCAUUAUUUUUCAUCAAUUUCUCAAAUAAUGGAAUUUACAAUAUUAAAAAUAUUUUUAUUUUAUUUAUUUUAAUAAUUAAUAUUAAAAUGGUUAAUUCAAGGAGCAGUCCAAGUUCUGAUACUGAAAUUCUCUCACAAUUGCUCAAUCGGGGCUAUGAUUGGCGUGUUCGUCCACCAGGAACAAAUCUUUCCUUAGAUGGAGAUCACGGCCCAGUUGUUGUAAAUAUAAAUAUGUUAAUACGUAGUAUAUCAAAAAUAGAUGAUGUAAAUAUGGAAUAUAGUACACAAUUAACAUUUAGAGAGGAAUGGGUAGAUGGAAGAUUGGCAUAUGGAUUACCUAAUGAUCAAAAACCCGAUCAUAUUAUUUUAACUGCUGGACAACAAAUUUGGAUGCCUGAUACUUUUUUUCAAAAUGAAAAGCAAGCAAGGAAACACGAAAUUGACAAGCCUAAUGUACUUAUUAGAAUACAUAAAGAUGGUAGAAUUUUGUAUAGUGUGAGGAUUUCACUUGUUCUUUCUUGUCCUAUGUUUCUUCAAUAUUAUCCAAUGGAUGUCCAAACUUGUUUAAUUGAUAUGGCAUCAUAUGCUUAUACAGAUACUGAUAUUGAAUAUCGUUGGAAGGAAGUUCAACCUGUUCAAUUAAAACAGGGUCUAGAAUCCUCUUUACCUAGUUUUCAAUUAACUAAUGUUUCUACUGGAUAUUGUACAUCCAAAACAAAUACUGGGACUUACUCGUAUUUAAAUAAAUUAUUUUUUAAAAUAUCCUUUUUUGUUUUUGAAAGAUGUUUACGGACAGUUUUGGAAUUAAGAAGGCAAUUUAGUUAUUAUUUAUUACAAUUAUAUAUUCCAUCAUCUAUGCUGGUUAUUGUUUCUUGGGUAUCAUUUUGGUUGGAUCGUACAGCUGUUCCUGCAAGGGUUACUCUGGGUGUUACUACUUUAUUAACAAUGACUACUCAAACGUCAGGAAUAAAUGCUAAACUUCCACCUGUUAGUUACAGUAAAGCAAUUGAUAUUUGGUGUGGUGGUAAGGAAAUUGUAACAAAGUCGAGUCUCGACGAGUCACUAUCAGGGCCGAGUUUUAUAGACGUAUUAGAAGGAGAGGGAGGUGCUAACGGGGAGAGGUCCUGUCUAGCAUUUAUUUUUUCGGCAUUAUUAGAAUUUGCCUGUGUUACUUAUAUAUCAUCUAGAAUGUUUUAUAAAAGAACAAGAAAUAAUAGAGUAUUGGCAAGAUAUAGAGGAGAAGGACGUUUACUUUCAGUUUUCAAUCCUCAAUCACAACGGCCUUCAAUAUGUCCAGGAUAUGAAAUGCCUCCAAACUUAUUAACUCAUAGGCCGAGUUUACAUUAUACUCCAUUGACUACACAGUUUAUGGAUGAUGAAAUUGAAGAAGUUUGGGUUCGAAGAGCUGAUAUCCCUAAUUCUCCUCCACCACCUAUUUUAAAGCAAAAAACAUUAUCUUCAUCGGAUGAAAGCAUUCAAAGAAAUUCAACUAAAAUAAAUAAUGAUAACAAAGAAUAUUUUAAUGAAAAUAAAACAUCAAUUUCACUCCCAUCCCCUCCACAACAAAGAAGACAAAAUGAAAGGGAACAAAGUUGUUUGUUAAUAUUUGGUCGAAGACUUCCUUUAAUUGGAAGGUUAAUUAGAAGGUUAGAGGCAGAAGUAGAUCCAGCAAAAAGGGCUGAUUAUAUCUCAAGGAUAUUAUUUCCACUUAUAUUUGCCUUGUUCAAUAUGGCCUACUGGUUUAGGUACUUGAAACUUUAA
This is a messenger RNA of Meloidogyne enterolobii, 1836 nucleotides long. Lineage: Eukaryota; Metazoa; Nematoda; Chromadorea; Rhabditida; Meloidogynidae. The record is from the annotation of a GenBank genome assembly.